AUGCGCGGGGCGGGCAGCGGGCUGACGAGAGCCGGCGGCGGGACGCUUGAGUGCUGAGGAGCCGGCGGGGCUGGUGGCUGAGAGCAGUACAACUAAAUAUGAGGCGAUCAGCGGCUCCAAGUCAAGUGCUAGGAAAUGUAUCCAAAAAGCCAAGGUUUAUACCACCAGGAAAAAAUAACACACUUUGUCUCAAGAGUGAAACUAAGGAGAUGGACCAAGAAAUGCAAUUGAAGGAGAAGAGAAAUGAGAACCAGAAUCAAAAUGUAAAUUUUACACAGUCUGUGGAGUCAGCUGGAAAAGGAAAGGCUACCAAAGCAUGUUUCGGUGUUAAUAAGAGUAGCAAGGUGGAAAUGAAAACAUCAAAUACGCCCAAAGCUGAACCUCAGCCUGCGAGCAUGGGGCACUGCUCUGCAUCAGCAGACUCUGAGAUGCACUGUAUGUGCCAACAUCAGGGACAGCAAAGGAAGAAGCAGCUCAGGAAGAACCUGACUGCCUUGUGAAAUAUUUCAGUGUUGUGUGGUGUAAGGCAUCAAAGAAAAAGCACAAGAAGUGGGAAGGUGAUGCUGUUCUUAUUACAAAAGGAAAGUCAGUAAUAUUGAAAGAUAUGGAAGGCAAAGACAUUGGAAGAGGUACUGGAUAUAAACUUAAAGACCUAGACAGUCUUGAUGAAGGUCAAACACUGAUGGUUGGAGGAAAAGAAAUUGAAGUGAUGGGUGUUAUUUCAGCAGAUGACUUCAGCAGUGGCAGGUGUUUUCAGGCCGGAAUAGGAACUCAUGAUGCAGUCCCAACUGCUUUAUCUCAAACUAAUAUGAAACCAUUCUGUAAACCAUUCAAAAGUGUCUGUCAACCCAAAACAAAAGAGAAUAUGCUCAAAGAUUCUCAAAGCUGCAAACCUCGCCACGAUCCAAAUGCUCCAAAUGCUCUAGUUAUGCCAAGACCAAAUGCAAGUCAUCAGUGGACGUUCAAUAAUGCUGGCUUACCCAUGGUGGAUGUAGUUGUAGAUCCUUACGUUGCAAAUAACCUCCGACCACAUCAGAAAGAAGGAAUUACAUUCCUAUAUGAAUGUGUAAUGGGAAUGAGAGUUAGUGGAAGAUUUGGAGCUAUUCUUGCUGAUGAAAUGGGCUUAGGAAAAACCUUGCAAUGCAUUGCACUUGUCUGGACUCUUCUGCGUCAAGGGGUCUAUGGAUGCAAACCUGUACUAAAGCGAGCACUAAUUGUCACCCCUGGGAGUCUGGUAAAAAACUGGAAAAAAGAAUUUCAGAAGUGGCUGGGAAGUGAAAGGAUCAAAGUCUUUACAGUUGAUCAGGACCACAAAGUGGAAGAAUUCAUCGCUUCUCCACUUCAUUCAGUUAUGAUAAUCAGUUAUGAGAUGCUACUGCGAUCUUUGGAUCAAAUUCAGGCUAUAGAAUUUAACCUCCUAAUCUGUGAUGAAGGACAUCGUCUGAAAAAUAGCUCUAUUAAGACAACUACAGCCCUCACUAGUCUGUCUUGUGAGAGGAGAAUUAUCCUUACUGGUACUCCAAUCCAAAAUGAUUUGCAAGAAUUUUAUGCAUUAAUAGAGUUUGUGAAUCCAGGAAUACUUGGUUCUUUAUCCACAUAUAGAAAGAUAUAUGAGGAACCAAUUGUCAGAUCUAGGGAACCUUCAGCAACAAAGGAAGAAAAAGAAUUAGGAGAAAAAAGAGCAGCUGAACUCACACGCCUCACUGGACUCUUUAUUCUAAGAAGAACACAGGAGAUAAUAAACAAAUUUCUGCCCCCCAAAAAGGAGAACAUAAUCUUCUGCCGACCAGCAGCACUGCAACUUGAAUUGUAUCGAAAACUGCUUAGCUCUCGAGUUAUUAGGUCCUGUCUACAAGGCAGGCUAGAAAACAGUCCUCAUCUAAUAUGUAUAGGAGCUUUGAAAAAACUUUGCAAUCAUCCAUGUCUUCUGUUUAAAGCUAUAAAGGAAAAAAGUUGUGAUCCUGUGGCUGAUGAACACGAUGAGUCCAGCCUCUAUGAAGGUUUAAUAGAUGUCUUUCCACAAGAUUAUACUUCAGACACUUUCUCUGAAACGGAUUCAGGAAAAUUGCAGGUGCUGGUGAAACUGUUGGCUGCAAUCCAUGAGCUCAACUCUUCAGAAAGGGUCGUACUGGUAUCCAAUUACACACAGACAUUGAACAUAUUACAAGAGACAUGCAAACGUUAUGGAUAUUCUUAUACUAGACUUGAUGGACACACUCCUGUCUCCCAGAGACAACAGAUUGUUGAUGCUUUUAAUAGUAAAUUCAGUCCAGCUUUUAUCUUUUUGCUGAGUUCAAAGGCUGGUGGAGUAGGACUGAAUCUUGUCGGAGCAUCUCAUUUGGUCCUGUAUGAUAUCGACUGGAAUCCUGCUACAGAUAUUCAGGCAAUGGCUAGAGUGUGGAGAGAUGGUCAGAAACAUACUGUACAUAUCUACAGACUGCUAACCACAGGCUCAAUAGAAGAAAAGAUUUAUCAAAGACAGAUCAGCAAACAAGACCUUUCUGGGGCAGUUGUAGACCUUUCCAAGACAUCUGAACACAUCCAUUUUUCCAUUGAGGAGCUUAGAAAUCUCUUUACUCUUCAUGAAAAUUCCAGCUGUGUUACCCAUGAUUUGCUUGAGUGCGACUGUAUGGGAAAGAAGGACCACCAAAAUCCUUCCUCAGAAAAUCUUUCUGUAUCCAGAAGUUGUCAGCUUGGACAAAACCAUGGGAAGUCUAAUUCAAAGAAACCACUCUCCAUGUCACAGUUGAUGCAAUGGAAACAUUUCUCUGGGCAACAUCAGACUCUCGCUGAUCCUUUUCUUGAAAGGAUAAAAGAGAAUGUUUCUUUCAUUUUCCAGAAUGUAACCAGUCCAACUUCCCCCACCUAAUAAAACUGAAGUGUCUUUCCUGA
Molecule: messenger RNA, 2892 nt
Organism: Strigops habroptila (Kakapo)
Lineage: Eukaryota; Metazoa; Chordata; Aves; Psittaciformes; Psittacidae
Gene: RAD54B
Product: RAD54 homolog B
Exons: 16
Coding region: 605-2869 (754 amino acids)
Biological process (GO): double-strand break repair via homologous recombination; reciprocal meiotic recombination
Cellular component (GO): nucleus
Molecular function (GO): DNA translocase activity; ATP binding; ATP-dependent chromatin remodeler activity
Source: RefSeq, a predicted model, not a curated record